CAUUAUUUGGAAGAAAACGUAGCAAGUAUAAUUUUGAAAUUUUGUGUGAAGAGCGCAAUGAUUAAAACGACAUCUUCUGGUUACAACAUGAAUUAAAAUAAUUCUAGCACGGAGUAUAUAGUCAACGUAGUCUGCAAAGUCUAGUCUGGAUUUUAUCUGGGACGAAUCGUCCAAUGAACUCUAUAGGGUGUCUUCAGACUUCGCGUACCAUAUUAAAGAAUUUUACAAUUGCAAAGCUGCUUUUUCUGCUGAACGCAGCCAAUUUCGAUACGAAAAUGUCGAGAGCGUUUUGAAAGAGAGAAGCUAAAGAGAUUCAUUAUAGUAUAAAGUUUAUCGGAAUUUUUUUACGUGCAUCAAACGAUUGACCAAUCAUUUCCGACCUAAAGAACGCAUUGUGAUUGGCAACGCGCGAUGAACUUAAAACACCCUGUAUUUACAGCCCUCUUCAAAUUCACCAUCAAUGUUUACACGAAAGUUUGAAUCACUAUUUGUUGUGGUCGAAGCGGCUCAAGCGGCUCCGAAACAGCGUGACGAGUGUUGAUGGUGAUCGCGAUCGACGCAAUUCGCACGAGAGGAUGUUGUCGACUCCAAAAACAAAAGGUGGCCUAUUCUUGGCUUCAUCUCUCUGCGACGGACUCGAGGACAAUAACAUAAGGCAAGUAGCAACCCUUCUGUUAAAUAAAGAUGCGGAUCCUAAUGUUUUGAUUCCGACACACGGAGUUACUCCGUUUCACUUGGUUAUCGGCAACGAUUCGGAGGAAUUCGCAGAAGAGGUGACCAAACUGUUUCUACGUCACGGUGGCAAUCCCAAUGUGAGAUCGAAUGAAGGAAUGACUCCAGUUCAUGUGGCUGCAGCUUGGGGCAGAAUAAACAUAUUACAGCUGCUAUUGGCAAAUGGUGGUGAUCCGUUGUACUUGGACAAUGACGGACAUAGUCCGUUUCAUUAUGCCUUUGAAGGCAAGUAUUUUAAAGCUGUGACAAUGCUUGCAAAUCAUUGUGAGAAUGCUCAAGAUGAGGAUGACAAACCAAAGUAUAACAUGGUACUUGACAAAGUUUUAGUUACUAAUGGGGAUAUAGUUGCUGAGUAUGUUGCAUCAAAAGAUACAAUAUUAGAUACAGAUAAUGCAAUACAGAAAAGUAUACUUAUGGAUUCUUCCAAUUACAAGUCAAACUCUUCCUCGAUGAUUGUAGACUCGAGUCUAUCAAAUGUUUGUGUUAUUGAAAGUGAAUACAAACAACCAAAUCAUUUUAAUGAACAUACCUCUAAAAUGGAUCACAUGCCGAUCGCUCGAAUGCAGAAUCUUUUGCGAACCGAUAAGAAUGAACUGUCAAAUUACUCGUUUGUCGAUCUCGAUUUUGAUUUUGCGAACCUACAUCUUUCCAACGUCAUGCAAAAGGAAAAGUGCCUCGUCAGUCAAAUCAUUAAUCAUCUUUCGUCAUCGUUAACGAGUAACUGCACUAAUUAUGAUACAUUACAUAAUUACAAAAGAAACAAACAAGAGGAAAGUAGUAUUGCAACAAGCAAUUCUGAUACGUCAUUCUAUCAGAUGAAAGGUACACGUUAUAAAUAUAAAUAUAAAAAGUCAAGAUAUUCCUUAUGUAAGAUAAAAAAUAAUCUUAAUAAAAAUAUCUUAAAAUUGAGAACUCCAAAUAUGAGAAGACAAUAUAAAUAUAAUGUACAAAGCGCUUCCAAGAGGAAUUACAAGGAAAUUUCUGACAAAAUCUCUUUAUCACCAACUCAUAUGCUGGAUAAUUCUAUCAUUAGUAUGUCACCAAACUUCAAUACACCUACUCACAGAAAGAAAAGAAAUGCUUCCAAGAUGCCAUUAACACCAUCGCAUAUUUGCAAUGAUUCUAUCAUUAGUAAGUCACCUAAUUUUACCCCAGUUUGCAUGAAAAAGAAAAAUUUAACAAAGACGUCUUCUGUAGAUUACCAUUCUUUAAGAAUAUUCAGGAGUUCUCCCAAAUAUAAAACUCAAAUGCAGCAAUACCCUGAAUUCAAUUGGUAUAAAAAGCAUGUCGCUCAAUCGACACCAAGAAGAAAGAAACGAUCGAUAUACAAGUUUCAUUCCGGCAGAAAAAGAUUUGAUCCUUAUCGGUAUGAAAGUGAUGUCACGUCCGAUGAAUUUACUUCCAAUAAUAUAUUAAAGCCAGUUGAUCUGGAUAAAACAAUCCUUUUCGAAACAGUUGAAGAGACAACUUGCUAUGAUAUUCUAGAUACGAGUAGUGACCUUUCGUCAUCAAGUUUUAAAAAAUCUUCGAAGAUGAAACGACAAAAUCAAUGUAAUAACCAUUUGGCAGUAAAGCUGGAUGGAGGAAAAUAUGAUGAGGUUGAUAUAGAUAAUAAUAGUGAUGUAAAUUUUUCAGAUGCAAAUAGAAGUUUCCAUCAAAUUGAGAAAGAAAAUGGAUGUGAUAACAAAUUUAGCAAUAAUAAAUGUACGAAAUCUGAAAAUAACGAAAUAAAUACUGAAUUUAUAACAAUUAGAAAAAAUAUGUCUAACAUUAAAGCACUGGAAAAGUCAAUAGACACUAAUGAUAUAAAAUCAACAAAUACAACUGAGUCGGAAUCAUUGCAUAAAGAAAAUUUUGUAGAUUGUGAUACUAAGAAAUUAUUGAAUGAAGAUUUAAAUAUGAAUAUAAGUAAGACUUGUAAUUUACAUGCAAAAAAUUGGUACAGUGAUAGAUUUCACAUAUCUCCAUUGCAUAAAUCUAUAGAAAGUGAUUUACUGUCUGCUGCAAAUUUACCAUGGAAGAAACAAAUUUAUUUAUUGGAUUCUCAAAGAUUAUGUUCCUCAAGAAAUACUGAUUCCAAGAACGUAGAAGGUUUGCUGAAAGCAAAAGACUUAGACAUGUAUAAAGUUGAAGAUAACUCGUCUCUCCUAUCAUAUGUCAGUGCUCAAGAAUAUAAAUAUGAAGAUCCAGAAGAAGGUGUAGUUUUGUUAGAACGGCGACUUUGUGUUACGCCAUUUACUACUCCCAAUAGAAGUGAAUGUGAUGUUAGAAGUCAAAUGUCUGGUGUUUCAAGUACAUCCAUGUCUCAAACUUUACCAGAGGAAAUACUAUUUAUUGACGAUGUUGCUCUUAGACGAGAGCUUAGACAGCUCGGCGAUCAGCCUGGUCCAAUCACUAAUACAACUAGGCAACUUUAUCAGAAACGUCUUUUGCGUUUAAGAAAUAUAAAAAAUGUUAACUCUUCAUUAGUCAAAUCACAUCUGCAGAAUACUACCAUCACUCCAAGAAAUCAGAUCUCAGAAGCAAGCAACAAAAUCAAACCUCAUUUAGAGUUUGGAGAUUGGUUAAACGAUCUAGAUACCUACAAAAGUUUGGAAAAGCAAAUAUUUCAAGAAUUUACAUCACUAGAUCCGUCUCGGAGAUGGCGCGAAGGCACAACAAAAGCAUCUUUCACCUAUUUACUAUUAGAUCCGCGUAUAACGAAGGAUCUGCCAAGUCGUAGUAUUCGCCUUACAAAAUCAGAAGUUUGGUCAAUCUUUCUUAAUGCUAUAUUUUACGUUGGCAAAGGCAAACGUUCCAGACCUUUCGCCCAUCUUUACGAUGCUUUCAAGACAUGGGUGGAUGGUACAAAUAGAAAAACCAGUACAAAUAGAAAAAUCAACUGCAUUCUUAAUGUAUGGAACAACGAUCAUGGGGUGAUUUGUUUGCAUGUCUUUCAAAAUAUUAUUCCAGUAGAGGCUUAUACGAGAGAAGCUGCUAUGAUAGAUGCAAUAGGAAAGGAACAUUUGGCAAACUGCAAAGGUGGACAAUACUAUGGCAUUGCAGCAACGUGGAGCUUGCAACAAAAACAGGAAUUUGGUAGAUACUUAUUAUACAAAGCUUUACAAAUUUUUCUGCAGGAGGGAGAAAGUCAGCUUUUCCCUUACAAUUUGUAAUGCAGAGUAAGAUAAAUGUAAUAUAACAAAUCAGUUUUUAUAUUGUGCCAGACUUUAUGUAGACAGUAUAAUUAUAUUGUAUCAAUUUUUUUAAGUAUAAAUAACAAAAUGACGAUUAUAAUGCGUUUCUACUUAAAUUAAUUAAAAGCUCGCAUAAUAUAUAACUGUGCAAUUUAAUGAAAUAAAUAUAUAUGAAAAAUAUUUUUAAGAGAAGCUUAACGAAGAAUGUUUAUUGCUUUAAGUUAAGAAAAAGAAAAUUAGUUUAUAAAAAAGGUCAUAUUAUGUAUAAUGUAAUUAAUGAAUUGCUGAUAUUUAAUUUAUAUAAGUGUAAAAUUAUAAUAUUGUAUGUUGCAUAUUAAUUUUUUGAUGGGCAGAUAACAAAAUGUCACAAUUAUAGUAUUUGUCUACUAAAUUAGUUAAUAAAAUAUACAAUUGUGUGCAAUUUGAUAAAAUAAAUGUACAUGUAAAAUAUUUUAAGAGAAGCUUGUCAAAGAAUGUUCAUUGCUUUGAAUUAAGAAAAAGAAAAUUAAAUAGAUCAUGUUAAAAUUAUUGUAUAUGGAACGUGACUAAUAAAAUAAUUGAUAUUAUAUUCCUUUAAUUUGUAACAAAAAAUAUAAAUGUGGAAUUGUAUUUAAAAAAAAAAAUGGACACACUAAGUAUGUAAGCAGUUAAUUUAUAUAGACAAAUAUAAUAAUAAUCUUUGUAUAUUUAUUAAUUAUACGUUUUGCAAAGUAUAA
Messenger RNA from Solenopsis invicta (red fire ant), 4624 nucleotides. RefSeq lists its product as uncharacterized. The transcript is spliced from 8 exons. The coding region runs from base 576 to 3887 and encodes 1103 amino acids. The record is from RefSeq and is a predicted model, not a curated record. Gene Ontology annotation, molecular function: endonuclease activity; protein binding. Lineage: Eukaryota; Metazoa; Arthropoda; Insecta; Hymenoptera; Formicidae.